This is a messenger RNA of Electrophorus electricus (electric eel), 4138 nucleotides long. RefSeq names its product integrator complex subunit 3 (gene ints3). The record is from RefSeq and is a predicted model, not a curated record. Gene Ontology annotation, cellular component: cytoplasm. Lineage: Eukaryota; Metazoa; Chordata; Actinopteri; Gymnotiformes; Gymnotidae.
CACUGGCGAAAACACUGGAGUGGUCGAGCAAAGGUUGGGCAAGACCGAGUCCUUUAAACACACCGUACGCGCCGAAGGGGGUUUUUGGGGGUGGAGAAAAAGUUAAUUAGUAAAUAAGCAAACGAGACCCUCGAAAACACCGAGGACAAGGUUUGCAGGAGGCCCUGGUCCCUAUAAGCCCUUCACCCCCGAGGCGAUGGAGCCCUCACCGGCUAAGGGGAAACAGCAGGGUCGCCUUCUGGUGUCCACCACCCUGGACGCAAAAGAUGAACUCGAGGAGCGGUUGGAGAGAUGUGUAGCGAUCACUACAUCCAUCACCACUGGGCUGUCGGAACGAGAAGCUAACGAUGCGCUCACUGCCCAUGUGUGUAAGGGUCCCCAGCAGCAUGAGGAAGUGUGUCUUGGCCUGUUCACUCUGCUGCUCACAGAGACUACGCAAGCACAGCGGUGCUACAGGGAUCUGACGCUGGUCAACCGUGAUGGCAUGAACGUCGUUCUCAUCAAGAUUAACCAGAUCCUCAUGGAGAAGUUCCUCAAACUGCAGGAAGUGUGUCGCACACAGUUGGUGUGGUUGGUGAGGGAGCUGGUGAAAAGUAGCGUCAUAGGAGCUGACGGAGUCCUCAUGACACUGAUGAAGCAGAUCGCUGGAGGUGACCUUUCCAAUAAAAACCUGUGGCUGGCAGAAAAUGUCCUGGACAUCUUAGUGGAGCAAAGGGAGUGGGUGUUGAAGAGCGGUAUGUUGGUGGCCAUGUCCGUGUACACGUACCUGCGGCUCAUCGUGGACCAUGGCACCACGAACCUUCUGCCCCUCCGCCAGAGAGAGGUGGACUUCUGCGUGGGUCUGCUGCGCGAGAGGUUCAUGGAGUGCUUUAUCAUUGGGAGGGAUCUGGUGAGGCUGUUGCAGAAUGUGGCUCGUAUUCCUGAGAUGGAGCUUCUGUGGAAAGACCUACUGCACAAUCCACAGAGCCUUAGCCCACAGUUUACUGGUUUAUUGCAGCUCCUCACCUCUCGUACAUCCCGUAAAUUCCUGGCCUGCCGCCUUACCCCUGAUAUGGAGACCAAGCUACUGUUCAUGACCUCUAGGGUGCGCUUUGGCCAGCAGAAACGCUACCAGGACUGGUUCCAGAGGCAGUAUCUGUCCACGGCCGAGAGCCAGUCUCUGCGCUGUGAUCUCAUCCGUUACAUCUGCGGCGUGGUGCACCCGUCCAACGAGGUCCUGAGCUCGGACAUCCUGCCCCGCUGGGCCAUCAUUGGCUGGCUACUGACCACCUGCACAUCUAAUGUGGCUGCGUCCAAUGCCAAACUGGCCUUGUUCUACGAUUGGCUGUUCUUCAACCCAGAGAAGGACAGCAUCAUGAACAUUGAGCCGGCCAUCUUGGUGAUGCACCAUUCAAUGAAGCCCCACCCUGCCAUCACUGCCACACUGCUGGACUUUAUGUGUCGAAUAAUCCCUCACUUUUUCCCACCACUGGAGGGUCAAGUGCGCCAAGGUGUCUUUAACUCCCUUAACUUCAUCAUGGAGAAGAGAGUCCUAGCUCAUCUGGCUCCGCUGUUCGACAACCCCAAGCUGGACCGAGAGUUGCGCUCUAUGCUGAGGGAGCGCUUCCCAGAGUUCUGCAGCUCACCAUCGCCCCCUACAGAAGUUAAAAUGGAAGAGUCUGUUCCCUUGGAGAUGGACAACCAUGUGCUGGACAAGGAGGAUGGUUGCUAUGAUAACACAGACGCCACCUUUAGCGAUGAUGAAGAGGAGUUAAACAGUAAGGGUAAAAAGCGUGAGUUCAGGUUCCAUCAGGUGAAGGAGACAUACGUGGAGGAGCCAGCAGAUAUAACCCCGUACGUGGACCAGCUGGACGAGAUGCUGAAGGAGAAAGUGUUACAGUUACAGAAGGGCAGCGACACAGAGGCGCAGUGUGAGGUCAUGCAGGAAAUAGUGGACUUAAUACUGGAGGAGGACUUUGACUCAGAGCAGAUGUCUGCUCUGGCUUCGUGUCUGGCCGAGCUGUUUAAGGGUCACUUCAGAGGAGAUGUACUACCUGAGGAAAUUACUGAAGAGUCCCUGGAGGAGUCUGUGUGUAAGCCGGUGUGUCUGAUCUUCAGGAACCUGUGUCAGAUGCAGGAGGAGAACAGUGGUUUCUCCGUGCUGCUGGACAUGCUUGCAGAGCUCUACCAGAAACAGCCCAAAAUUGGCUACCACCUCCUCUACUACCUCAAAGCCAGUAAAGCGGCGGCAGGGAAGAUGAGUCUGUACGAGUCAUUUGCUCAGGCUACAGCUCUGGGUGACCUGCACACCUGCCUUAUGAUGGAUAUGAAGGCAUGCCAAGAGGAUGAUGUGAGGCUGCUCUGUUAUCUCACACCCUCCAUCUAUUCAGAGUUCCCAGAUGAGACCCUGCGCAGUGGAGAGCUUCUAAAUAUGAUCGUGGCAGUCAUUGACUCCACACAGCUUCAAGAGCUGAUGUGUCAUGUAAUGAUGGGAAAUCUGGUGAUGUUCCGCAAAGACUCUGUGCUCAACAUUCUCAUUCAGUCCCUGGACUGGGAGACAUUUGAGCAGUAUAGUACAUGGCAGCUGUUCCUGGCUCACAGUAUCCCAUUGGAGACCAUCAUCCCAAUCCUACAGCACCUCAAAUACAAGGAGCAUCCAGAAGCUCUCUCCUGUUUAUUGCUGCAACUCCGCAGGGAGCAUCCCACUGAGGAGAUGGUGAAGAUGGUUCUGAGUCGGCCGUGUCACACAGAGGACCAGUUCACCACCAGCAUUUUGCGCCACUGGGCGGCCAAACACGACGACCUGCUGGGCGAGCACAUCAAGGCCCUGCUCAUCAAGAACAACAACAUGCCUCGCAAACGGCAGAGCUUGCGGAGUUCCAGCAGUAAAUUGGCCCAGCUGACCCUGGAGCAGAUGCUGGAGCAUUUGGACAGUCUGAGGCUGAGCCUGAGCAACACCAAGAACAACUUCUUUGCACAGACACCCAUCCUGCAGGCUCUACAGCAUGUCCAGGCCAGUUGUGAUGAAGCCCAUAAGAUGAGGUUCAGCGAUCUCUUCUCCUUGGCUGAGGAGUAUGAGGACUCGAGCAAGCCGCCCAAAUCUCGCCGCAAAGCUCCGGCCUCGUCACCGCGCUCACGCAAGGGAGCCGCCCCGCCUGCCAACAAUGAGGAGGACAGUGGAUCUAGCAGUGCAUCGGAGGAAGAGGACUCCAAACCUAAAGCCCCCAAGAGGAAAAGAAAAGGCUCAUCUGCAGUGGGCUCAGACAGUGAUUGAGAGGACACGCCCACACUGCAAGCCCCGCCCUUGGCGUCCCUACCAUCAUGCCCAUGCUUCUAUUGUGAUGUCACUGGAGAACCAACCACCUGCCAAUCAUCUGCUCUAACCACUCAGGGCAUCUGGCCCACGCAUCAGCGAGGAGGUGCCCUCAUUCUGAGACUCAAUGCCAUUGGCUGGAGCCAAGAGACAUGUCCCUCUUCUUCUCUCAGCACAAGACCCAUGGGCUGAUGUCAUCUGAGGGGACUUUGGUUGACUUUGAGGGGCAGGGCUCGGGGACGGGCUAAGCCCCAGGACCUUCCCUUCCUAGCUGAACAGACAGACGUCCAGAUAGAAUCACACACAGGAGUCAUACCUAGUGUACUGAGCUCAUCGACUCCUCAACUACUAUUGAGCACAAAUGCUGUGCUUGAAAGGAAACGAACAAACAAACAAAAAAAUUCUCCUCAACUGUAAAUAAUGAGUAAAACCCUGGGUCUUUGAGGUGAAGCAGAGGGGUAGUUUUAUAGCAUUCAUGGUCAAAGUUUGUGUUGGAAAUCAAAGAGCAAAAAAAAAGUACUCCACUUCUUGAGAAGACAUAUUUUAUCAUUUGAUGAUGAACAGUCAUUUUUCCCGUUGUCCCUUAUGAAUCCCUUUUUGUCCUGAAUGGAUAUUGGCCCACUGGAGCCAGGACAGGUUUUGCAGGGAGGACACUCCUCCUUGGUGAAUUUUUACUGUGUUUGCACUGCACACAGGUGCAGGAAUUGGACUGUAUAAAUGGAAGACUUCUGACAUGUUGACAGACUUUUUAAGAAAAUUGCUUUCUACUGACCUAUUUUCAUAAAAAAAAAAAGUCAUAACUAUGUUAAAGGAUUAUGUUAUUAAUAAAAAAAAGGCAGGAAACAA